CUUUUGGGGAUAUAAAGUUUGUGGAUAUCCUUAAAGUGACCCGCAUGAAAUACAAAAUGUUAUGUGACACUAAAACUGGAGGCUGUGGGACGACAAACUUUGUUCAUCACGUUAUGAGUAGAUGUCCACCUAUCUUCACAAUCGUGUUGGAAUGGGAGAAGAGUGAAACUGAAAAGGAAAUAUCAGAAACGACAAAGGCUUUGGAGUGGGAGAUAGAUAUGAGCAGGCUGUACGAAGGCUUAGAACCAAACACUAACUACCGGCUUGUGUCUAUGGUUGGUUAUAGUGAAGAAGAAGAAGAAGAAAACAUCUGUAUAGCUUAUGAAAAGAACCGGUGGGUUAAUCUCAGACGUGAGUCUUUAGCAGGAGAGGUUGUUGGUAGCUGGAAGAAUGUGGUUAGAUUCUGUGGAGAAAGGAUGAUUCGGCCAGAGAUUCUGUUCUAUGAAGCUGCACGAUCCAUGAUAUGACCUAAUAAGUUUAUAAACAUGGAAGAAACACAGAAUUGAUGUACAAAACACUGACACGAUUUGGCUCUGACAUUUGUACUUAGAAUCAUAUAUUGGGACAAGUUUCAAUAGACGACACCCAAGUGCAAGUAAUGACAUGAUAAAAGAGUACACAAUCAGUUUUUAAGCUGAUUGUUUUUUCUGAGCAUAGUAAAGAGAUAUUCUUGUGUAGA
Raphanus sativus (radish) is the source of this 679-nucleotide messenger RNA. RefSeq lists its product as uncharacterized. The transcript is spliced from 4 exons. The record is from RefSeq and is a predicted model, not a curated record. Gene Ontology annotation, molecular function: cysteine-type deubiquitinase activity. Lineage: Eukaryota; Viridiplantae; Streptophyta; Magnoliopsida; Brassicales; Brassicaceae. Bases 45 to 467 code for a protein of 140 amino acids. Gene Ontology annotation, biological process: protein deubiquitination.